CUUCGCCCGCCUUUUCCCCCGCUCCUCUGGCAGGAUGAGGCGUGCAGGCCUGGGUGAAGGAGUACCUCCUGGCAACUAUGGGAACUAUGGCUACCCUAAUAGUGGGUAUAGUGCCUGUGAAGAAGAAAAUGAGAGACUCACGGAAAGUCUGAGAAACAAAGUAACUGCUAUAAAAUCUCUUUCCAUUGAAAUAGGCCAUGAAGUUAAACAUCAAAAUAAAUUAUUAGCUGAAAUGGAUUCACAGUUUGAUUCUACAACUGGAUUUCUAGGUAAAACCAUGGGGAAACUGAAGAUUUUAUCCAGAGGGAGCCUGAACAAAGCUGCUGUGUUAUAUGAUGCUGUGGAUGAUCAAACUGAGGUGAUGCGAGUAACUGUGAGUUUGGAAUUUGUUCCAACUUAA
Molecule: messenger RNA, 400 nt
Organism: Mesoplodon densirostris (Blainville's beaked whale)
Lineage: Eukaryota; Metazoa; Chordata; Mammalia; Artiodactyla; Ziphiidae
Product: BET1 homolog
Exons: 1
Coding region: 35-400 (121 amino acids)
Biological process (GO): vesicle fusion with Golgi apparatus; endoplasmic reticulum to Golgi vesicle-mediated transport
Cellular component (GO): SNARE complex; Golgi trans cisterna
Molecular function (GO): SNAP receptor activity
Source: RefSeq, a predicted model, not a curated record